Molecule: messenger RNA, 1742 nt
Organism: Anneissia japonica
Lineage: Eukaryota; Metazoa; Echinodermata; Crinoidea; Comatulida; Comatulidae
Product: fibropellin-1-like
Exons: 14
Coding region: 129-1727 (532 amino acids)
Biological process (GO): establishment or maintenance of epithelial cell apical/basal polarity; heterophilic cell-cell adhesion
Cellular component (GO): plasma membrane; protein-containing complex
Source: RefSeq, a predicted model, not a curated record
UCUAACUCCGAAAUGUUUCAACUUAAACAGCUAGGAAUCUGUGCGCAACAACGACAUGUCGUAAUGGAGGUACAUGCGUUUCUGAUUUGAACACAUGUACAGCUAGCUGUACGUGUCCAAGAUGUUACAUGGGAAAUUUGUGUCAAAUAGAAAAGAACCCAUGUGCAUCAAUCAACUGCCGAAAUGGAGGAACAUGUUUGAAUGAUCUAAACUCAUGUACUGGAUCGUGCCGAUGUAAACCGUGUUUUCAGGGCGACCGUUGUCAAAUCGCCCAAGAUCCAUGCGCUCAAAUCACAUGCCAAAAUGGAGGAACAUGUGUUGCUGAUUUAAACACGUGCUCUGCUACGUGCCAAUGUAAAACGUGUUUUACUGGUGACUUUUGUCAAACAGCUGUUGAUAUUUGCGAUGGUAUUAAUUGUCAAAAUGGCGGUACCUGCGUUGUGGACCGAAACACAUGCCAGACCUCCUGUCAAUGCAAACAAUGUUUCAACGGCGAUAGAUGUCAAAACCCUGUUGACAUUUGCAAUAAUGUUAAUUGUCAAAAUGGCGGUACUUGUAUUGUGGACCGAAACACAUGCCAGACGUCAUGUCAAUGCAGACAAUGUUUCAACGGUGAUAGAUGUCAAAAUCCUGUUGACAUUUGCCAAAGUGUCAAUUGUGAAAAUGGCGGUACUUGUGUGGCUGAUCUAAAUAACUGUAGAACAUCUUGUACAUGUAAACCAUGCUUCAAUGGCGAACGAUGUAGAAAUCCCAUUGACAUAUGUCAAGGAGUCAAUUGUCAAAAUGGUGGUACGUGUAAUGCUAAUCUAGACAAAUGUGACACUUCAUGCACAUGCAAAUCUUGUUUUACGGGUGAUCGAUGUCAAAACGCUGUUGAUAUAUGCCAAAGUGUAAAUUGCCAGAACGGAGGUACCUGCAUCCCUGAUCUUAACACAUGUACAACCUCAUGCAUGUGUAAAUCCUGUUUCACUGGUAAUAGAUGUCAAACAGCUGUCGAUAUUUGUCAGGGAGUGAACUGUCAAAAUGGCGGAACAUGUAGCCCUGAUCUGAAUACAUGUCAGACAUCAUGCACAUGUAAACCGUGCUUCACUGGUGAUAGAUGCCAAAACGCUCUCGAUAUUUGCCAGAAUACAAAUUGUGAAAAUGGAGGAACUUGUGUAGCUGAUUUGAACACCUGCCAAACGUCUUGUAAAUGCAAACAAUGCUUUACAGGAGACAGGUGUGAAAAUCCUGUAGAUCUUUGUAAGGGAAUUAACUGUAGAAAUGGCGGCACGUGUUCUACUGAUUUGAAUAUAUGUCAAGCUAAAUGUACUUGCAAAUCAUGCUUCACUGGAAAUAGAUGUCAAACUGCUGUUGAUAUUUGUAGUAGUGUUAAUUGCCAAAAUGGUGGUACGUGUGUCGCUGAUUUGAACACUUGCAGAACUUCAUGUACAUGUAGAUCAUGUUUUGUUGGUAACACCUGUCAAACAGCUGUUGAUCUCUGUCAAAACGUAAACUGCCAAAAUGGAGGAACGUGUGUUCCUAACCUUGAUACCUGUAGCUCAUCAUGCACAUGUAGAUCAUGUUUCAGUGGAAAUAGGUGUCAAAAUGCUUUAGAUAUUUGUAGCAACGUCAACUGUCAAAACGGUGGAACAUGUGUUCCAAACCUCGACACGUGUGAAACAUCAUGUAGUUGUAGAACAUGUUUUACGGGCGAUAGGUGUCAAACAUGUAAGUGUACUCUAUGAAACAAUGUUGCAUAG